AUGUAUCUCGGCUUGUAUUUUGCAGAGGAAGAGCAGCUCGCACAGGAGGACAAGGCGUUGUCGCAGCUCGUUAUGUCCACCGACCAGGACGACACCUUCGACCCUGUCGAUACUGAGGAUCUUUUGGCUCAGAUGAGUUCAGGUAAGCGCAGCUUCUCAAUCGGAUUGAUCAAGCACCAGCACCAGCAGCAACAGCAGCAACAAACACCAGCCCGACCUGAACGAACAACAAGAACAAGAUCUAUCGUCUCUCGCGGAAUGGAGCUUGACGAGGACACGGAUAUGGCCCAGCUCUUUGCCGAACCCAACCUCACUGCUGUCGAAAAGGCACAGCUGAUGGCCCGGAGUGAAUACGAGUACCAUCGCUCGUUCUUGGCGAGAGAAUUGCCAACUCUCCUGAUCCAGAUGAACACUCGACAGGCAAUAGUCCAGGUCAUCCCCAUCAUCCGCAACUUUUCACUGGACCCCAUGGAUACCGUCAGAGAGUCGUUGGCUUCCCAGCUGGACAAGAUUGUGCUGCAUUUCUAUCAGAACUCUAUUAUUGAUCACACCAUUAAUGCAUCCCCGACCGACUACAGCCUCCACACGGAAAACAUGCAGGACGACGACGCCGAAAGCGGCACUUCACAGAACGACCAGGAGCCCGGCCCUCCUCCACCUCUCCCACAUGACAUUUUCACGCCCGUCUUCUUGAACCUGCUACUGGAUCAAAACGCAGACAUUGCCCACCAAACUCGACUCGCCAUUGUAUCUGUGGCCGAGAACAUACCGGACAAUGUCAUGGAGAGCGAGAUCCUGCACGGCAUUAUUACUGGACUGGAACGACUAUAUAACCCCGACAGCUAUGGAGGACUUGAUAGCGACCCCUUUGCAUCGCACAGAGACGAUCAAGAUGGAGAAGCAGAGCUAGGCAAAAUGCUCGUCGUUGUGCUCCUCACAUCGCUGGCGACACUAUUGGGACCGGAGCGGUGUACCACCGUCAUUAUUCCUACUCUCGAGCGGUUCAUGGGCAACUCUCAGUUCUACGUUCGCAAGGUCAGUGAACAUUUUGCAGGACUCUUUGAAAUGCUCGACGUGAAGGCCAGCAAGGCGGAAGAGAUUUACGACAUCUUUUCAGUCGAUGUCAGUCGCAGUGUCCGCAGCUCGAUCAUGGAAGUUCUGGGAGAAGUCAUUGCAGGAUUCGAACACGAGCAGGUGCCCGAGUCCCUCCUGAACCACUUUUUGGCAAUGGGUCAGCAUCCCCUGAACGAUCAUGAGCGUGCCGUCAUGUGCGCCUUCAGCUUCCCAGCUGUUAUUUUGACUGCAGGUCGGUCGAAGUGGGAUAUCAUGAAGCCAGUAUACAUGAAGCUAGCUGGAACUUUUAGAACCCCAAUUAGGCGGUCCCUGGCUUGUUCAUUGCAUGAGGUUGCCAAGGUGCUGGGGCCAGAGCUGGCCGAUCAGGAUCUGGCCGUGGCUUUUGCUGAUUGUCUGAAGGCCGAGGACGAAGUCAGGGAGGGCGUGUUGGCACAUUUCAUCGAGUUUUUAGCCUGCCUUUCACCCGAAUGUCGGUCGGAAUCGCUUCAGCACUUGUACCGGGCAUGGAUCGAUCUGGAGCGCUCAAGUCAAUGGCGCACAAGGGAUACUCUUGCAGCACAGCUCCCAAGUCUCUGCGAAAUUGUUGACGGAAAGGACGUUCUGCAGGUCGUGAUGCCUCUGUGUGUCAAGGCCUGCACGGACACCGUCGCUGUUGUUCGCGAAUCUGGAGUCAGGUCGUUCACCGCAUUCUGGGAGAUCAGCGAUCGCUUCGGAUCUAUUCCUAUCCCCAAGGAUACUGAUUGCAAGCCUGACGGACUCGACUUUCCCGUGUUGGACGAAAAGGAAGCAGAUGAGCACCGGAGAAGGUCCCAGUCCCCCGAGCUCCUUUUCCAACAGCGCGACGAGGAUGAUGUCGAGAUGGAGGAUGUCACCGAGGACUUUGACAAGAUCUCUCGGGUUGUCGUAAAGGUUACCGCUGAACAAGAGUCCGAGUCGGAAUCGGAGGGAGAGCAGGAACAGAUGGACAUGGAAACCACAGAGCGAGCCUUUACUACUGUAAAGGAGCAAAUCGUUUAUCAGACCACCGACUUUGCUCUCAAUGGAGGGUUCAGGUCUCGCGUCGUUGCUGUCCAGAUCAUCCAGUCUCUGGUGGAGCAAGGUCUUUCGAUUCCAGAAUUCGAGGAGCACUUCGUGUCCCUUUUAGCGGACCACCUCGGAGUCGACUCUGUGGCCAACGUCCGUAUCUCUGUUGCCAAGGUCGUGAGCUGGGUUAUCAAUGGCUCGUAUUUCGGCGACCAGGCUGUCUCGCCCCUUAUUCAGGAACUGCAGGAAGCGUUGCAGCAGGACUCUGACCGUGAUGUCCGUGCGUACUCUGGAGGACCCGCCGAGUUGCCCAAGCCCAAAAAGUCCAAAAAGAAGAAGGCGACCAAGCAGAAGAAGGCGACCAGAACUGUCACGGUCUUUCACCAGAACCCCAAGAAUGGCGAGAUGGAGGUCAUGCAGCGCGAGGAGAACGAGGAUGGUACUGAGGUCCACGUGUUGUUUGAGGGCGAGGAUCUUUUGAGCGAUGACAAUGAUGCCGACGAGGACGACGAUGAUGACUCGGAUGAGUAUGACAGCAGUGACGAGGAGCUCAAGGUCGGGUCCCACAGACUGCCCCUGACCCUGGUCGGAUCUCGUUCAAGAAAGUCAAUUGACCCUUGGGACGAUGACAUGUCGCGUACCAAUAGCAAUGGACUGGAUCCAUUGUCAAGUUCCGACGAAAGUGACGAAGAUACAGAUGGAGUGGAUGGAGUUGUCCCCUCAGCAGCCCCCCAUGUCAACGGCACCCGUCCUCUCGAUAUCGAAGCCGGCGAGCCCCUGGAUUCCUCGAGCGAUUCGGACGAGAGCGAGCCUGAGCUUGAGAUGGAUUCUCAGGAGGAUGAUAUCGACUCGUCUGACAGCACCGCCAGCACUUCUUCUGACGCCGUUUUCGUUCCUCUGUCCACCACACCCAUCGCCAACUCGACCGCAACAUCGAUGACACCUCUGAGCUAUGCCGAUUCGGUCAGGAACAGCGACGAUACCAGGACAAGAGCAGCAACGGCAGCAGCACUGGCCAGCAAUGUCAGCUCAUUGACCUCGUUCUGCCAGGCAAACAUCCCCGAACCUCCUUGCCCCUCAACAACCAAGGAGUCAUUGCUGGAUGAUCACACCUUGUAUUCAUUCAGGUUGCCGUCAAAGUCGGGCGUCAAACUGCAGCUCUCGGCCGCGUCAAGCAACAAGGAGCCGAAUUUUGCAGUGCCACUGUCACCCCUGUUUCCAUCCCUCUCGUCCAGCAAUUCUUCAACAAGUUCAUCAUCUGCUAUAUCGAAUUACUCGACAUCUUCGGCAUCUUCAUCAACCUCUUCCUCAGCAGCAGCGGCGGCUGUAGCUGCAGCUUCACUUCCAUUCUCGUACGCGUCGGUGGUUGUCUCGGGCGCAGCUGCAGCUGCAGCGGCCGCUACUUCAUCCCGCGCAUUCUCACCGCCUCUCUCUCCUCCCAUGACCGAGACUGCCGUCGCAUUGACCUUUUAA
Linnemannia hyalina is the source of this 3570-nucleotide messenger RNA. The record is from the annotation of a GenBank genome assembly. Lineage: Eukaryota; Fungi; Mortierellomycota; Mortierellomycetes; Mortierellales; Mortierellaceae.